Messenger RNA from Cataglyphis hispanica, 1724 nucleotides. Its product is annotated as thymidylate kinase. Gene Ontology annotation, molecular function: ATP binding; dTMP kinase activity. The transcript is spliced from 2 exons. The record is from RefSeq and is a predicted model, not a curated record. The coding region runs from base 68 to 697 and encodes 209 amino acids. Gene Ontology annotation, biological process: dTTP biosynthetic process; dTDP biosynthetic process; dUDP biosynthetic process. Gene Ontology annotation, cellular component: nucleus; cytoplasm; mitochondrion. Lineage: Eukaryota; Metazoa; Arthropoda; Insecta; Hymenoptera; Formicidae.
AGUAAUUCAAACCAGAACCGGGAAUGAAUGACCGGCGUCAAGAACCAAGACGCGUGUCAUCUCAACAAUGUUCAGUAAACGCGGUGCGCUGAUAGUUUUGGAGGGUUGCGAUCGGGCCGGCAAAUCGACCCAAGCGAAGAUGCUGAUGAACGCGUUGGACAAUCUACGGAUUCCUGUGAAAGCCCGAGCUUUUCCGAAUAGAAAGACUCCUGUCGGAGCUAUCUUGAAUAGUUUCCUGUCAAAAGAGAUAAAUAUGCCACCAGAGGCAGUUCACUUAUUGUUUUCUGCGAAUCGAUGGGAGUGCAAGGAGGAUAUUGAGAAGACACUUUUGUCUGGCGUUACUCUAGUGAUGGACAGAUACACAGCUUCUGGUGCUGCAUAUACAGCAGCCAACACUGGCAGAAGUCUCAACUGGUGUCAACAACCUGACAUAGGGCUUCCAAAGCCAGAUUGCGUGGUGUUUCUCAAGGUUUCCAAGCGACAGCAAGAACAGCGUAGUGAUUGGGGAAAAGAAAGGUUUGAGCAUGAUGAAUUUCAGCAACGUGUCAAUGCUAAUUAUGAGGAAUUAAAAGAUGAUACUUGGGUCAUUGUAAAUGCGGAUCAAGAUGAAUCGGCUGUGCACAGUGAAAUACUGCAAAAGGCACUGUCAGUAAUCCAAGAGGUUCAAUGUCAUAAUAUAAAGGUAUUAAGUAAUUGAAAAUGCGGAUGAAUAUCUAAUUUUAUAUUUCUAUCAUGGCAAGGAAUUACUAUAUUAGCAAUUUUUUGCGGUAUUUUUGCUACAAUCUCUAAAAUUUUGAUAUAAUAAAAUAAAUGAAUAUAUUAAAUGAAAGUCUAUUUUAAUAUUUGGAAGUUGUAAAGUAAUUUAAAAGCCUUAUUAAAUUAAACUGUAUAAAUCUUGUUGAUUUCUAUUUAAUAGAUAUAUAACUAUAUCAGUUAAUAAGUAAGAUAUAUAUAGUUGGAAUUAAAAAAAAAAUGGAAAUAUUUAGAUAAAAUUGUAUAGAAUAUGUUGAAAUUGUAAUAUGUAAAUUUAGAUUGCCUAUGUUUGAUUCAAAAUUAUUUGUUUCAUUAACGUUUGUAUAUGAAAUACUUGUAUUUAAUGCCAAAUGUAAUAAAGUAAAUUUGUUUUUAUUUUUCCUGAUAAAAGCGAAAUCCAAGUAUAUCGCGUUACGCAAUUUUCCAUGCAAAUAUAAUUUCACGCUUGUCACAAUAAGUUGCCGAGACGGAAUUUUCUUCCAUCUGGAUUUAAAUACAAAUCCGAUUUCUUAGAAAAACCGGCAUUAAAGAAAAAAUCGGGGUCGCACGCGUCUCUCGGAAAAAUUCAGACAUAUCUUAGAGAAAUGCGGCUUCGUCGUACAUCUGGUCUCGGUCUCGAUCUCAGCGAAAUAAAAUAUGCGAUAAACCCUUCUGGAAUCGGAUAGCACACUUUGUGCGUUACGCUCUGUCUCUCACGAGAUGCAUCUCGUCCUCGGGACAUGACUGAUCAUGCGACACACAUUAGAUAUUGUAUAAUAAAUAAAACUCUAUAAGAAAUAAAAAUGUGUUAGACUAUAAAUAACAAUGUAUGAAUAAAAAUGAGUGUUAUUACAAAGAGGUAGAUUGAGAUGAUAUAGGUAUCCGUAUUUAUAAUUGCAUUUUUGUUAAAGAAUUCGGCUCGAUAAUAAAAAUUGCAAGUCGUUUAAGCUCGAAGUUCUAUUAAGAAAAAAAAAAAAAAAAAAAUGAAAGAA